AUGUCGUCCCCUAAUCAUGUGAUCAUUGUAGUUGUAUCCAUAACAGUCGUCUUGGUAGUUGGAAUCAUUCUCUACAUUUGCUGUAGGAAAAAAUUUUGCCAUGGUGAAGAGAGGGAUGUGAUACAAUAUAUGUAUGGCAGUCAAGACGAUCUGUGUGAUGAAACAUCUGUGUGUAGUCAGUCUGUACAAACUUGUAAUGAUGUACCUGUAAUGAUGAAUGGCACAGGAUUUCCAGUAUCCUAUGCACAGAUGGGAGAAACGCAUACUGUGAUGGUACAUAAGGAGCCAUUUGGAUCGCCACUGACCAAGCCACCUGAAUCACCUACGGCUCAGCCAUCUGAAUCAUCACCGGCCCAGCCAUCUGGAUCAACACCAACCCAGCCAUCUGGAUCAACACCGAAUUGGCCAUCUGGAUCAUCAACAACCCAGCCAUUUGGAUCAUCACCGACUCAUCCAUCUGGAUCACCAACAACUCAGCUACCUGAAUCAUCACUGACUCAGCCUUCUGGAUCACCAGCGAAUGGAUCAGCAGCUACAUCUCUGGCAUCACUACCAGAUGCAGUGCUUUUAGAAGAACUUGAAACACACAUGGAGCAUAGCAAAACCCAUACAAUUUGCGGAAAAUUAAUGGUGUGUAUAUCACGCACUGUGGACCACACUGGUGAUUGUUUAGUGUUAGACAAAAUGGGAAUAUCGUUAUACAUCCCACCAUAUGCAAUUGCAGAAGGACACAAAGAAACCAUAUUUCUAAUCUUGGACUGGGACUUGGGAGACUUCCCACAAAUGAGCUCUGAGCAGUCCAUUAUUAGUCCUGUUGUUUACUGUGGACCACAUGGGCUAAAGUUUAACAAGCGUUGUCGUUUGUGUUACAAACACUGUGCAUCUGAUACAAGCGAGGUGACAAUCUGGGCAAGUCAGACAUAUUUUUUCCCCGAAAAGAGUUGGGAAAUACACCAUGAACAGAACAAUUCUAGUGAAAAUAUCAGACUUCUGUCGGAAGAAUGUCAGAUAUAUACAACACACUUUACUUUGUUCACAUGCCUUACACAACAAGUCAACACAAAUUCAGUUGCCAAAAAGUGGCUGCAGUUAGCGGCAUUUGCCCGUCCAAUUCAGGUGGGGAAAUAUUAUGAGGUUCGAAUUUACUUUCUUAAUAACACUCCUUGCGCUUUACAGUUUGCAGAACAGAAUGAGGCAACAAAAUUUGAUGCUUACUUACUGACACCAGCACAGCCAUUCUUGUUCUUGGGCAACGGUGGAGCUAUGUGUUUAGAGUUGAUGAGAGUCAGUAAAGAUUGGGUAAAUGAAGACAACAACUUGGAAGUUAGACCGUUCUUGUCUGUCUGGCACGGUGAGUGUCCACAUGUACAGUUUGUAUUCAAGCCAUCCAACAACCAAGUAAAAGAAAUCAAUAUCACAUUUGCUGCUUAUCAGAGUUAUAAAAAAGCAGAGCAAACUACACUAAAGAUAGUAGCAGAAGCCAAAGAUGAGAAACCAGCUGUCGUGGAAUCCAAUAGAGCCAGCACAGAACCAUCAUACAAACGUAGUGAAAGCUAUCAUAUACCACACUGGCUGCGGAUUGAACUUCAAGCUAUGUUAGACGGAGAUUGCCCAUUGGGAAAGAACUGGAAGGCAUUAGCAUCAUACCUUGGCCUUGACAGGUUCAUUCACAGCUUUGAAAGGAAGGAAAGCCCCACAUACUACGUACUCCUGGAAUUUGAAACACGUGGUGAAGACUUGUCUAACCUGGCAAUGAUUAUGAAUAAGAUUGGUCGUUGUGAUGUAAAGCGUCUAAUUGAGGAUUACUUAAUAACCGUCCAAUUAGAUACAAGCUGUAAAUCUGAGACAUUAUCAGCUCUGUCCAUUCCAGUCACCCGACUGUAG
Saccoglossus kowalevskii is the source of this 1884-nucleotide messenger RNA. Its product is annotated as UNC5C-like protein. The record is from RefSeq and is a predicted model, not a curated record. Lineage: Eukaryota; Metazoa; Hemichordata; Enteropneusta; Harrimaniidae. Gene Ontology annotation, molecular function: netrin receptor activity; protein binding. Gene Ontology annotation, cellular component: membrane. Gene Ontology annotation, biological process: netrin-activated signaling pathway.